Messenger RNA from Eruca vesicaria subsp. sativa (arugula), 1558 nucleotides. The record is from the annotation of a GenBank genome assembly. NCBI's taxonomy places the organism in Eukaryota, Viridiplantae, Streptophyta, Magnoliopsida, Brassicales, Brassicaceae.
AUCUCCCCUCACUACUCUCUAUAUAAAACCCUUAUCUACUUCACUCUUCCUCUUAACUCUCCCUUCUUUCCUCUCUCUCUAUAUAAAACAAAUAUGAUAGUGGUUAGAGAAUACGACCCGAGCAGAGACUUAGCCGGCGUGGAGGACGUGGAGCGACGGUGUGAGGUUGGUCCAAGCGGCAAGCUCUCUCUCUUCACCGACCUUUUGGGUGACCCGCUUUGUAGGAUCCGACAUUCACCUUCUUUCCUUAUGUUGGUGGCUGAAAUGGGUACGGAGAAGAAGGAGAUAGUGGGCAUGAUUAGAGGUUGUAUUAAAACCGUUACAUGUGGCAUAAAACUCGAUUUAAAUCAUAAACCCCAAAACGACGCCGUUAAACCACUUUACACUAAACUCGCCUACGUUUUGGGCCUUCGUGUCUCUCCUUCUCACAGGAGGCAAGGGAUAGGGCUUAAGCUCGUGAAGAUGAUGGAAGAAUGGUUUUGUCAAAACGGCGUCGAAUAUUCGUAUAUAGCAACAGAAAACGAUAACCAAGCGUCGGUUAAUCUCUUCACCGGUAAAUGCGGUUACUCCGAGUUUCGUAAACCGUCUAUCUUGGUCAACCCGGUUUACGCCCACAGAGUCAACGUCUCGCGACGUGUAACCGUCAUUAAAUUGGACCCGGUCGAUGCAGAGUCUCUGUACCGGCUCCGGUUCAGCACGACCGAGUUUUUCCCGCGUGACAUCGAUUCUGUACUGAAUAACGAACUCUCGCUAGGGACUUUCGUGGCUGUGCCACGUGGAAGCUGUUACGGGUCCGGUUCAGGAGCAUGGCCCGGUUCGGCUAAGUUUUUGGACUACCCGCCAGAGUCGUGGGCCGUGUUGAGCGUUUGGAACUGCAAAGACUCGUUUCGGCUAGAGGUUCGCGGCGCGUCGCGGCUGAAACGCCUAGUGGCUAAAACCACACGUGUGGUUGAUAAAACGCUGCCGUUUUUGCGACUUCCUUCGAUACCGUCCGUUUUUAAACCGUUUGGGCUUCACUUUAUGUACGGGAUAGGUGGAGAAGGCCCACAAGCGGCGAAGAUGGUUAAGUCAUUGUGUGGUCACGCUCAUAACAUGGCCAAGGAUGGUGGUUGCGGUGUGUUAGCGGCGGAGGUGGCCGGAGAUGAGCCGUUGCGGCGAGGGAUACCGCACUGGAAAGUGUUGUCGUGUGACGAGGAUCUUUGGUGUAUUAAACGGCUUGGGGAAGAGUAUAGUGAUGGUGUUGUUGGUGACUGGACUAAAUCACCACCUGGAGCCUCUAUUUUUGUGGACCCUAGAGAGUUUUAGUGUUAUAGAAUCUUAAUUAUCAUAUUACGGGGGGGGGGUCUUGUAAACUCUUAAGAGUAUCUUUUUAAGGGUCUUUUUGGUUUUAGAAUUAGUCUUCUUUAUUGCCUAGGUAAUCCAUAUUUUGUUUGUUUGUGGGGUUGGAUUAGUGGUAAGAGGCAAUAUCUCAUGCUUUUGGGUUUGUGUCUUCUUGUCUUGUAAAUGGAUCUAGCUUUUUAAAAAUAUAUACUUUAUCUGUGGCCAAAUUAAAAUGCCG